This is a messenger RNA of Necator americanus (New World hookworm), 240 nucleotides long. RefSeq lists its product as uncharacterized. Bases 1 to 240 code for a protein of 79 amino acids. The record is from RefSeq and is a predicted model, not a curated record. The transcript is spliced from 3 exons. Lineage: Eukaryota; Metazoa; Nematoda; Chromadorea; Rhabditida; Ancylostomatidae.
AUGGGUGUGGGACGUUUCACUAGGAAAAGAGAGUUCUGGGAAAUUAGGCGAACAUACAGCAAUAACUGUAAGAAAACCAGUCGUGAAGGAUUUUCGCUUUCAUCUCAGAGCCUGAAAAAAAUCAAAGCCAUUAGUGAUUUAUACCCUCAAGCACCUUAUCAUCUUACAGAAAGAAUCCAAACGGGACUUGGCUGCCUGCCCCGUAAAUCAAAACCCGCAGAGAUCUUGGUAUGGGCCUAA